Vigna angularis (adzuki bean) is the source of this 1291-nucleotide messenger RNA. RefSeq names its product mitogen-activated protein kinase kinase kinase 18. Gene Ontology annotation, molecular function: protein kinase activity; ATP binding. NCBI's taxonomy places the organism in Eukaryota, Viridiplantae, Streptophyta, Magnoliopsida, Fabales, Fabaceae. The coding region runs from base 53 to 1120 and encodes 355 amino acids. The record is from RefSeq and is a predicted model, not a curated record. Gene Ontology annotation, biological process: protein phosphorylation. The transcript has a single exon.
ACUCAAACUCCUCACAAAACCCUUCACUUUUUUACUUUCCAAAUAAACAACCAUGGGGCGGUGGCAAAGAGGCCACACCAUUGGCCGGGGCUCAUCAGCCACCGUCUCCACCGCCACCUGCUGCGCCGGUGGCGCUGUCUUUGCCGUGAAGUCCGCGGAGCUGUCUCAAUCGGAGUCUUUGAAAAGGGAGCAGAACAUUUUGUCCUCUGUAAGUAGUCCUUAUGUGGUUGCGUACAAAGGGUGUGACGUUACGAUGGAAAACAACAAGCUCUUGUUCAACCUCUUCAUGGAGCACAUGCCCUUUGGCACGGUUGCUCAGGCGACUCGCCGGCACGGUGGCCGGCUCGAGGAAGCGGCUAUGGCACGCUACACCAGGCAAAUUGUGCAGGGGCUGGAGUACUUGCAUUCAAAAGAGUUGGUGCAUUGUGACAUCAAGGGUGCUAAUAUCUUAAUCGGUGAAGAUGGGGUGAAGAUUGGAGACUUGGGGUGUGCUAAGAGUGUGGUGGAUUCCGCGGUGGUGAUCGGCGGCACCCCGAUGUUCAUGGCCCCGGAGGUGGCGCGUGGAGAGGAGCAAGGGUGUGCCAGUGACGUUUGGUCACUUGGGUGUACUGUGGUUGAAAUGGCCACAGGUGAUGCACCGUGGCCUAGUGUGGAAGACCCUUUUUCGGUGCUUUAUCAUAUUGCAUAUUCUGGUGAAGUGCCUGAGAUUCCUUGUUUUCUAUCUGAGGAAGCAAAGGAUUUUUUGGAGAAGUGCUUGAGGAGGAAUCCACAAGAGAGGUGGAAGGCUGGUGAACUUUUGAAGCAUCCAUUUAUUGGAAAAUCAUGUUCCAACAAUAAGGAAAUUUUGGAAUCUAAUUCAAGUUCCCCAACUAGUGUUCUUGAGCCAUGCUUUUGGAGCUCUGUGGAAGAGUCAGAAAGUGUUGGCGAUUUGAUUAACAACCCAAGAAAGUUUGAACUUUUGGCUGCUGGGAGGGUCAGAAUGUUGGCUCUGUCUUCUGGGCUACCCUGUUGGGCACAGCAUGAUGAUGAAAAUUGGAUCACGGCCAGAGGGAAUGGAGGGAAAGGUUUUGGCAAUGGUGGGUCAGGGACAGCUUCUGCUAGUCAUGAGUUGUCUCACUAGGAAUGGUGAAAAGCAAUGUCAGUGGUAGAAAUUAGUGGACAUGUUUGUCAGGAUCACAAAUGUAGAGUGCUAGUGUUGUAGUUAGUGAUCUCAUUUUUGACCCAGGCAUUGCUUAGAUGCUAUUCCCUUGACAUUAGAUUCUUGUUUAUAAUUCAAUUAUUCAAUAUUUCA